CUGUUGACUGUUCUAAUGACAGUUGUGGACCGGCACCUGUUAUCUACUGUCUAAAAUUUAUAAUCUAGCCUUAAUAAAUAAUUAACAAAUAUCGAAAAAAAAAAAACACAUUAAUAGAUUAAUAUUUGCAUCCGCGGCGAAAUGAGUAAUAUCUUCAAGUUAAAGUUGUCUGCUCUUGGUCAUCCGAAUCCCGAUAGCUUUAAUUGUGACGAUGAAAAAGAAUAUAGAAGUGUAGUUCUAUGGCUGGAGGAUCAAAAAAUAAGACAUUACAAGAUUGAGGAGAGGGAAGGUCUUCGGAAUAUAGACAGUGAUGAUUGGCAAAAAGCAUAUGACACAUACCAAAAAGACUUAGUUAGCCCUGUCGUAAAUGGAACACUAAAUGAACAAUUAAACUGGCUUCUUUCCUAUGCUGUGCGAUUAGAGUUUGCAGAUAAUGUCACUAAAUACAAGGAAGUGAAAUUGGAUCAACCUAAGCAGGCUGUCCCUAAUGUAGUGUCUUCUAACCCUUUGGACAACUUAAACUUUGAUAGUCCUGCAUUUAAGGCUGGUGUAGAGCGUGUCUGCACUCUUGUUGGUGUGGGCCCACAUCCGGAUCCCAAAUUCCGUUUAGCAGCUCUUGCAAAAAUCCUUAAAACCACACCACAUCCUGAUCCUCCAAAGACUGAUGCCAUUUUGAUAAACCAGCCCAUAGAUGUACUCAAUCUCUUGUUCAUCCAAGAUAUAAGGGAAUUACAGACAAAAAUUAAUGAAGCUUUAGUUGCUGUGCAAUCUAUAACAGCUGAUCCUCGCACUGAUACUAAACUGGGAAAAGUUGGUAGAUAAAUUUAUAUUUCAACAAACUAAUGUUUAUAAACACUGAUUUGUAUAAAUCAUCUAUGCUUUACUAAUUUAUAAAAUGAUAUUACAAAUAUGCUCUGAGAAUAAAAAA
Messenger RNA from Zerene cesonia (dogface butterfly), 928 nucleotides. Its product is annotated as RNA transcription, translation and transport factor protein. The coding region runs from base 142 to 822 and encodes 226 amino acids. Gene Ontology annotation, molecular function: RNA binding. The transcript is spliced from 4 exons. Gene Ontology annotation, biological process: tRNA splicing, via endonucleolytic cleavage and ligation. The record is from RefSeq and is a predicted model, not a curated record. Lineage: Eukaryota; Metazoa; Arthropoda; Insecta; Lepidoptera; Pieridae. Gene Ontology annotation, cellular component: tRNA-splicing ligase complex.